Messenger RNA from Camelus dromedarius (Arabian camel), 810 nucleotides. RefSeq names its product chymotrypsin like elastase 2A. The transcript has 8 exons. Lineage: Eukaryota; Metazoa; Chordata; Mammalia; Artiodactyla; Camelidae. Gene Ontology annotation, molecular function: serine-type endopeptidase activity. Gene Ontology annotation, biological process: proteolysis. The record is from RefSeq and is a predicted model, not a curated record. Bases 1 to 810 code for a protein of 269 amino acids.
AUGAUCGGGGCCCUGCUGUUGUCCACAUUGGUGGCUGGAGCUCUCAGCUGUGGGCUCCCCACAUACGCGCCCCAUCUGCCUAGGGUCGUUGGAGGUGAAGAUGCGAGUCCCAACAGCUGGCCCUGGCAGGUCUCCCUGCAGUACAGCUCCAGUGGCAAGUGGCGCCACACCUGCGGAGGGUCUCUGGUGGACCCAAGCUGGGUCCUGACAGCUGCUCACUGCAUCAGCUCCUCCCGGACCUACCGCGUGGUGCUGGGCCGGCAAAGCCUCUCCACCGAUGAGCCCGGCUCGCUGGCUGUCGCGGUCUCCAAGUUCGUGAUACACAGUGACUGGAACUCCAACCAGCUCUCCAACGGGAACGACAUUGCCCUGCUCAAGCUGGCCAGCACUGUCACCCUGACUGACAAGAUCCAGCUGGGCUGCCUGCCACCCGCCGGCAGCAUCCUGCCCAACAACUACAUCUGCUACGUCACGGGCUGGGGAAGGCUACAGACCAACGGGGCUCUUCCCGACAUCCUGCAGCAAGGCGAGCUGCUGGUUGUGGAUUACGCCACGUGCUCCCAACCCAGUUGGUGGGGCAGCACUGUGAAGACCAAUAUGAUCUGUGCUGGGGGCGACGGUGUGAUCUCCAGCUGCAACGGGGACUCCGGGGGACCACUGAACUGCCAGGCGGCUGACGGCCAGUGGGAAGUGCACGGCGUGGUCAGCUUCGGGUCCUCCCUCGGCUGCAACUACUACCGCAAGCCUUCCGUCUUCACACGGGUCUCCAACUACAACGACUGGAUCAAUUCGGUGAUUGCAAAUAACUAA